Molecule: messenger RNA, 2145 nt
Organism: Parnassius apollo (apollo)
Lineage: Eukaryota; Metazoa; Arthropoda; Insecta; Lepidoptera; Papilionidae
Source: the annotation of a GenBank genome assembly
AUGGAAAAAGAGAAAAGAGAGAGUGUCCGAGCAAGAAUCGCAAAAGAGCUUUAUACUUAUUGUGGAUUUUGGAUCGCUGUGUCAACACUACCGGUAUUGGCUUUGUCUUAUGUAGUUGUACGACUAAGCAAGCAUCUGUGGAUAAAACUGUUGUCGAAUCGAUAUCCACAUUUAGAAUUCAUCAGAACGGAUACAGUCCGUUCCUUGCUAGACACUCAAAGAAACCAAGGCAUCAUUAACGUACUUCUCUGUAUCAAAGGGUCGUGUAAUAAAGAACAAAUAAGAAACGAACUAACUCAACACGUGAUCGACCGCCGAGAUAAAGAUGGCGACCUAAUGUUCCCAAGACUACGGCAAUGUCUUGUAUCGCACUGGGGCAACUACGCAUGGGACACUAACGUGUCUUUCAGACCUGACAAUCACUUUAUAGUUUCGAACGCUAUUUAUCGAGGCAGGCCGGUGUCCGAUGCUAAUAUCCAGGACUACGUUAGCGAAAUAGUAUCUAAAUAUUUUCCUAGCGAUCAACCACCGUGGCAAUAUAUUGUUAUACCGUGCGUAUCGACUGAACCUAAAUAUUACAUUCUAGUAAGAGUACAUCACAUGCUUUUGUCGGGAACGAAGUCAAUUAACAUUGGUGAUUUAUUACUUAUCGAACAAUUGAAGCCCGAAGAAAGGACAGCGAAUUAUGAGCAAUUAAGCCCGUUGAACAAACUGUUCCCGACACCAAAAGUCCUACCGGAGCUGUUGGGAAAACUGAACGAAAGUUUAUCAAAUGUAUGGAAUGAAUUUAUUUCUGAAUAUGAUCCAGUUGAAAACCCUAAAGCGUCUAAAUCGAUGCCGGGUGCAUUCCAUGUGGCAGGACUUAUUUUAAUAUCAGCUGCAAGCGCAUUUAGAGAAUUAAGAAAGAAAAAAUUAAACGAUAGGGCGGAGCCAACUUUCCUCACAGCAGCAUCUUUCUUCAGCGCAGUUCAGCGGGAAUUGAAAAGAAGGAACUUAACAGUGCCAAGGCUAAUAUUCUCCCCUGUUGUAACAGCGGAUCCACGUAAAUGGCCGCGGCUAACCAUCAAGGCCGCCUUAACAACAGCACGUACGUUCAUAAAGCUGCCUUUCAGGAUAAAAGACGAACUGACAGCAAUAAUGGAACUCAAAAGUACAGGGAAUGUGCAACAAACGCAGACUUUAACUUGGAGAUACGCUAAGCUGGUGCAAAUGUUUACCUAUGCCACACUUGAAGCAUGGAGGUGUGCUGUCGAAGUGUAUCGGGCACCAGCAGAGCUAUGGAUCGAUACAGUUGGUGCCGAUGAUGGAAAGAGGCAUCUUCUUCAGACAGUGUCUUUAUGCGGAAGAAAGGUCGUAUCAUGGUCUCGCCCAAUACCCCGGGUAUCGAUCGAACGUGCACGUCAAGCUUUAGGAGUGUCUUCCACGGACAUUGCUUUAUUCGCUGCUACGGACGCAAUGCGUGCGUUUUUCCACAGUUUACAAAGCGAAGCGCCUGAUUGUGUACUUACAACUGCUAGAGCAGCACCUGAAGAGUUUCUUUUUACUUUCGCUGAGGGUGAUGGAAAGCAAUACAAAAAGGCUCACACGGGAGGUAUGGUCUGCUUAUCAUUACCAAUAGGCGCAACUCCGCGUCGAAUCGCAUCUGUGAUAUCCGAGGCAUGUAAUCGCCAAAGAGCCCUUUCUGGAGCUUGGGCCCUACAAACUCGCUGUGGGGUCUUGACUCGUUCAGUGCCUUCGCCCCUCGCAAGACUCACUCUUAACUUGCUGUCGAGGAGGUAUGCUGUAUCGUACGCAGAAAUAAACGCUCCGCCAGACGCAAGGACCCGAACGACGUUGUGGGGACAGACUGUCGACCAUAUUAUUUAUUGGAGGCCACCGCAAGCUAACAUUAGUAUGUCACUGACGGUAAUACAAUACGCCGAUACUGUCCGUUUGGCUGUAAUGACAGAUGCUCGCCUGUCUCCUUCUCACAACGUCCCCGCUAACCGCUGGCCUAUCGCAGUGGAACAAUUAGUCACAAAAAUCGAGCAAGAAAUUGCCAGAAUUGCAGCACAACCUGAAAUUUCUCUCGAAGAAAUUCCGCAAACAGUGAAGACCGAAGGUGAAGAAACUAAUACGUAUAUAGCCCAACCUUAUACAAGUUAA